Molecule: messenger RNA, 5312 nt
Organism: Vespa crabro (European hornet)
Lineage: Eukaryota; Metazoa; Arthropoda; Insecta; Hymenoptera; Vespidae
Gene: Eip74EF
Product: ecdysone-induced protein 74EF-like
Exons: 6
Coding region: 2019-3740 (573 amino acids)
Biological process (GO): regulation of transcription by RNA polymerase II; cell differentiation
Cellular component (GO): nucleus
Molecular function (GO): DNA-binding transcription factor activity, RNA polymerase II-specific; sequence-specific DNA binding
Source: RefSeq, a predicted model, not a curated record
UUCUAAUUAUUAUUACUAUUAUUAUUAUUACUAUUAUUAUUAAUAUUUUUAUUUUUAUUACAAUUAUUAUUAUUAUUAUAUUACAAUUAUUAUUAUAUUAACGUCAUCGUCAUUAUUGCUAUCAUAAUUACUAGAUCUAAUAUCACUCUUCUUCUAUACUUCCUAUAUCGGUGUGUGCUCGUGAGGAAUUGUGUUUCGUGAUAUUUGACAAACGAACGAACGAUAAAACACUUUUCGUUACAAUCUAUCUUUUCACUUUAAUUUAAUUUGAACAUUUCGCGCCCUACGCCUCCAUCACUUCCCUUCUCCUCGUUGUUAUCAUCGUCUUCGUCAUCGUCGUCGUCGUCGUCGUCAUCGUCAUCGUCAUCGUCAUCGUCGUCGUCGUGAAUAAGUGUUAAUAUUUCGUUUGAGUGAGGAUAAGGAAAAGAUAGAGGAAAAAAAUAAACAAAAAGAGAGAGAGGAAAAAGAGAAUAAGAAAAAAUAAUAAAGAAAGAAAUAAAGAGAGAAAGAGAUAGACAAAUAGAUAUAAAACGUGUGUGUAGAAGAAGGAACGGGAUAAUAAUGUAUACCAGGAGAUAAGGACGUGUGUGUUUUUAAGGUCAAAUUUGUCCUUAGUAGUGGUGGUUUUUACAUAAACGAAGUAAAAUUUCGAAGGUCGUUGAUACGAAGAGUAUAAUAACGAAUAAAGAAAGUAAAUAGGAAGAGAAGUAGGAAAAAGAAGAAGAAGAAGAAGAAGAAGAAGAAGAAAAAGAAGAAGAAGAAAAUCGUAUUAUUCGUAUAAUUACUACUACUAUCACAACCAUCACCACCACCACCACCACCACCACCACCACCACCACUGCUAUUACCACCGUCGUCGCUAUUACCACCACCACCGCCACCUUUCACUUUCUCUAUCGUUCUUACGUCUAAUAAGUCGUGUGAGAGAGGGGGGGGCGAGAACGGAGAUAAGGAAACAAAAAUUAACGCACGCACGCACGCACGCACGCACGCACGAACGCACGCAGUCAGGCAGUCAGGCAGUCAGGCAAGCAGACAGGCAGGCAGGCGCGCAGGCACGAAAUAAGAAAUAAAAACAAAUACAAAAGGAAUAAUUUGGAAGUAGUAAGAAAGAACAAAACGAAAAGAGAAGAGAGUUAAAUAGUACAACUAGUACUACUACUACUACUACUACUACUACGACUACUACUACUACUGCUACUACUAUUAUUAUUACUAUUAUUACUUACUACUACUAUUACUACGUACUCUGAUCUUUUACUCUGGCAAGGCCGCUACGGAUUGGUCUGAAAGAAGGUGGUGAAGGAGGAGGAGGAGGAGGAAGAGGAGGUGGUGGCAAGCAAGCAAGCAAGCAGGCCGGAAGUGAACGCGCGACCGCGAGAGAGAGAAGGAAGAAAAAUAUACUGAAAAAUCGGAAAUGCCGAGAUGCCGAUUAAUCGAUCUCAUUUCUCCCGAUUGAUAAGGAAAAGUUGAAAUUAGAAGAUAAUUAGAAGAAAGAAGAUAAUAAGUUUGAAGAGGUGAAAGAUUAUAAUAGUGUCGUCGUCGUCGUCGUCGUCGUUGUCCCUAACUUAGGGAUAAGUUCACAUAAAAUAAUCAACAAUGAUUGAAAAUGAUGAUUAACGUGUUCUAUUGUUAGUGCGCGUUCGUUCGUUCGUUCGUUCGUCCGUCCGUCCGUCCGUCCGUUCGUUCGUUCGUUCGUUCGUCCGUUCGUUCGUUCGUUCGUUCGGUCGUUCGUUCGUUCGUUCGUUCGUUCGUUCGUUCGUUCGUUCGUUCGUUCGUUCGUCCGUUAGUGCGGUUUUCAGCGGAAACUUUCCGCAUUUGGUUUUGUUUCUUCACUAUUUGUUUUCUUCUCUCUUAAUUUAUUUAUUUGUUCAUCUGUCUGGAUAUACGAGGAAUAAGAAAAAGACAAGAGAGAGAAAGAGAGAGAUAGAGAGAGAGAGAGAAAGAGAGAAAGAGAGAAAGAGAGAAAGAAAAAAGAAAAAGGAAAAAUAAAGAAGGUGGAUAAGGACGAAAACGAGAUGCUCGAGGAUCAGCCAUUGGACCUCAGUGUCCGAGUUGGAGAUUAUGCUGAAUUAGGAAGAGACGAGAACGAGCAACAGGAUCAUCAUAAUCAUCAUCAUAAUCAUCAUCAUCAUCAUCAUCAUCAUCAUCACCAUCAGGAUCGUAAGGAUCGUAAAGAUCAUCUUCAACAACAACAACAACAACAACAGCAGCAACAACAACAACAGCAACAAUAUCAGCAACAACAACAACAACAACAGCAACAGCAAGAACAGCAACAAAUCGACGAUUACGGAAAUGCAGCGGCUAGUUUAAGGCUAAGAGGAUGUUUCGUUGGUACCAGUUCGGAUUAUUCUCAAGACAGAGAGGAUCGUACCUGUUCCGAGGAUUCCGACGAUUCCUGUUCGGACAACAAUCAGAAGGAUGGUACCGCGAGGUCGAGGUCCAGACCGCCUGGUACCAAACCCUACAAAAAGAACCUCAUGCGGAGAUACCUGGAUACCAGGGAGGUACAACCGCACGAAACGACGACAAGCGAAAAGGAACAAUUAGGUUUGGCGAGUGUAAAAGCAGAACCAGGUUCGACGAGUGCGACUACAACGAGCACGACUACCGGUGCUCGUCUUCUCCAUGGAAUCCUUUCGCAGCAUCCCCAACAGCAUACGCUAGGGGUGCAAAACGGUUAUGGCCGACAUAUGCCAACGCCAGCCGGCCAUUCUCAAAUGGCUCAACAACAACCGCCCUACACCACUGCCGCCAUUGCUACGACGAGUACGCCAGGAAGCGGAUCACUGCCAGCCAGUCCUGCGGACAGCGGAGUCAGCGACGUCGAAUCCAGUACGUCCUCAGGCGGUAACGAGGACGCGAAUCUCUUACUAAAAGCCAGGCUCAAUCCUAAUUCAUCCCUUCAACCGAGUCUGGCGUCUCAUCAUUCACACUUAUCCUCAGCAGCAUUGGGUAGGUCAGCCUGCCACAGUCCUGGCGUAUAUCCGUCUACGGCGGGUUUUCUACCACCCUCCUAUCAUCCCCAUCAGCAUCAUCCCUCCCAGUAUCAUCCGCAUAGAGGUAGCUCGCCACACCAUCAGCACGGUAACCAUACCAUGGGAGCAGCGAUGGGACCCCCGCAUCAUCAUCACCAUCACCAAACGCAAAGUCUUCAACAUUUGCAUUAUCGUCAACCACCUACACUGUCCGAGAGCUAUAGCAGUUACGUAAACUCGAUGUAUGGCGGAGGAGGACAAUUUGCUACACCAUGUACACCGAGCCCGCCAAGAGGACCCGGUGGAGUACCGACUAGUGUAAUACAAGCAGCGACGAGUUCGGUAUCGGACGAUCUUUAUCUUCUGGAACUUGGUUUUCCGCCGCGUUCAAAGAAGAACAAGUUGAAGAAGCCACGUCAGGGGGAGGGAGCAACGGUUAAGAGGAAAUCGCGAGAAGGCUCGACGACAUAUCUCUGGGAAUUUCUGUUGAAAUUGUUGCAGGAUCGAGAAUAUUGUCCGCGAUAUAUAAAGUGGACGAAUCGCGAGAGAGGAGUAUUUAAAUUGGUCGAUAGCAAGGCGGUAUCAAGACUCUGGGGUUUGCACAAGAAUAAGCCCGACAUGAAUUACGAGACGAUGGGUCGCGCCUUGAGAUACUAUUAUCAACGUGGCAUUUUGGCUAAGGUCGACGGCCAGAGAUUGGUGUAUCAAUUCGUUGACGUACCGAAGGACAUAAUAGAGAUCGAUUGUACGGGCGCGUGAGAUAGGUCUCUUUGUUGUUCCCCGAGGGAGGAGCAUUAUGCGCGAGCACGAGAAAGAGCUGAAGGAGGAGGAAGAGGAAGAGGAAGAGGAGGAGGAGGAGGAGGAGAAGGAGGAGGUGGUUACCGCUACAUUGAAAACUUGAAUUUUCUUAAAAAAUCAUCGUCGUUGAGAGCGCCGACGAUUAUUUAUGCUGAGUCGUCUCAACGACGACCUGCCGCCGCACAUCCUACAAAUCGUGUAAGAGCUCGCCCUCUCUGACUCGAACAUACUGUUUCUAUUUCAUACCCGUUUACCGGGUUGAUGAAACUCGCGAUAAUUAUCGCAAUUGAUAAAUAAUUUUAAGGAACGAUUGGAGAAAAAAUAAUCCAUUUUUUCCAAAAUAAGCGAAGGAGUUUCUCUCUACUCGUGCUUCGUCUCCUCCUUUGUUAAAACAAUACAUACACAUUGUUCUUGGCUGUGUGCGUGCGUGCGUGCUUACUUGCGUCCACGUAUGUAUGAUGAGAUGUGUAUGCGUGUAUGUCUGAUGUCUGCUGUCUGUUGGUUGUUCUGGGUUACGAAGGUUAUAGAAUAUGUACAUAUAUAUAUAUAUAUAUACGUAUAUAUAUGUAUAUAUAUAUAUAUAUAUAUAUACGUAUAUAUAUGUAUAUAUAUAUAUAUAUAUAUAUAUAUAUAUAUAUAUAUUGUGUGCUAGAAUAGUCGAAGAGAAAGAAAGAAAAAAAGAGAGAUAGAAAGUAAGAAAGAAAAAAAAUCAAUCUAAUUAUUAACGUCCACGAAGAGAUCCUAAGUUCGCCGCUAUAUGCUAGAUCGUGUAUGUAUAUAUAUAUAUAUAUAUAUAUAUAUAUAUAUAUAUAUACACACACACUGACAAGCGUACAUAUGCGUUUAUGCGUGCUUCGGGCUCGUUUACAAAUUUGUACAAAAUUUAGUUCUUAUAUUUACGGGGCAGACAUUACUAAUUGUAUUUUAUCGAAAGAGAGCAAAGAAAAGAAAAGAAGAAGAAAGAAAGGAAGAAAAAAAAAGAAGAAGAAAGAAGAUAGAUCACUGUGGACGAAUUACUUAACCUAUAAAGUAUAGAGCGAGAGAGAAAGGAUAAAGAGGUAGGGAGAGAGACAGAGAGAAAGAAAAAGUUUAAGCGAAAAUUGUACAUUGGGGAUAUAAACGCGAUAAAUUAUUUAUUGUAUAUUAGAUGAUUAUGUAUGUUAUCUAGAAAAUUGUUAUAUGUGGCGUGACGAAGAAACGUUUAAUAAAAACCUGAAAAGUUUUAAUGCGAAACGAAAUGAGGGCUGUGACGAGACUUGGAAAGUAGAAAGAAAUAGAGAAAUAGAGAAGGAGGGAGAGUGAAAGAGUGAGAGAGAAAGAGAAAGAGAGAAAGAGAGUGAAAGGGACGCGAGAGAAAUAGAGAAGGGAGAGAGAGAGAGAAAGAGAGAGAGAGAGAAAAGAGGUGAAGAGGUAGCGGAAAAAAGAGUUUCCCUUGAGAAUAGAGAAUGUGUCAGUUUUAAAAGAAUUUUGCGGAACGAGCUCUGGGAGGAGAGAGAGAGAGAAAGAGAGAAAAGAGGAAAGGAGUAAAGGAGG